AUGCAGCUAAUGCUCCCUUUCGUCACAAACGGUCUUGCGGUACAGAUUACCCCACGUCCGGAUAAACACUAUGCUAUCAUGGGCAGUGAUUGGUUUACGGCUAAAUUCAUGCCGUGGGUGAUAGCUCUAUUUAGCGAUGUGAAGUUCUGGGGUUGGUCGCUGGGAGAUCUGGCAGCUCCAAACGGCGCUUCACACGGUCGCGACUUUCCAAGACUCAAAUAUAUGCACCAUUCCAGUUUACCCGGGCGCAACAUGGCCGCUGAUCAACACGCGCACAACCGUUUCCAGGCACAGGACAUGAUACACGCCGAGCUGCCCUGGGAGGGGGUAUUAGUGCCAGAGAAUAAAACUUUGGAACCCGCGGGCAAUGACCCGACUUCGGGCAGCUUUGAAGCAAGGCUUCCCGACAGGCCGACCGAAGAACUCGCCUGCGGCAGCGAACGAAAUGGUGCAGAUGGCCCACAAGUAUCCCGUGCAGGUAUCCAUCUACCCCGCUGGGGCAUUGACUGA
Messenger RNA from Penicillium hordei, 510 nucleotides. RefSeq lists its product as uncharacterized. Bases 1 to 510 code for a protein of 169 amino acids. The record is from RefSeq and is a predicted model, not a curated record. NCBI's taxonomy places the organism in Eukaryota, Fungi, Ascomycota, Eurotiomycetes, Eurotiales, Aspergillaceae. The transcript has 2 exons.